Molecule: messenger RNA, 1338 nt
Organism: Siniperca chuatsi (mandarin fish)
Lineage: Eukaryota; Metazoa; Chordata; Actinopteri; Centrarchiformes; Sinipercidae
Product: olfactory receptor 13G1-like
Exons: 1
Coding region: 149-1075 (308 amino acids)
Biological process (GO): G protein-coupled receptor signaling pathway
Cellular component (GO): membrane
Molecular function (GO): olfactory receptor activity; G protein-coupled receptor activity
Source: RefSeq, a predicted model, not a curated record
UUGAGCUGAGAGUUAUUUUUGUAAACUCUGACAACAACUGGUUAUGAUUUGUUAUGAUCUACAAUAUGUUGCAUGAUCUUUUGCUUUGAAAAGAGUUUUUUCAUCAACUUCUUUUUUGCAUUUUCUUUAUCUUGAUAUUUUAACCAAUAUGCCUUUACAGAAUGCUUCAAUCACAGUUACAGAAUUUAUUAUAGGUGGUUUUGACACAACCAAAAGGCCUAUGGUAGUUGGUGUGGUUAUAUUGAUUACCUAUGUUCUAGCUGUUCUAGCCAAUAUAGUAAAUAUCCUCUUCAUUAUUUAUGACAAGAGAUUACACAAACCAAUGUAUCUUCUGAUUUGCAACCUUGCUGUUGUUGAUAUACUCUACACCUCCAGUGCCAGUCCAACAAUGAUCGGGGUUCUACUUGCUGGUGUUAAUACUAUAGCCUAUGUGCCGUGCUUAAUUCAAAUGUUUGUUUUCCACUUGGGAGGGGUGAUGGAGAUGUUUGCUUUAACGGUUAUGGCAUUUGAUCGAUUGAUUGCUAUUAGCUAUCCUUUUCAGUACCACAGUUAUUUAACAAAUGUGCGCACUCUUGUCCUUACAUAUAUCCUGUGGAUUGUUGCCUGUGGUUUUGUGGCUGUAACGCCUGCAACUGUGCUUCCUCUCUCUCACUGCUAUUGGAAGCUGAUGUACGCUUUCUGUGACUAUGCUGCCGUAAUACGAACUACUUGUGUUGACCCUAAUUACUAUUUCAAUCUGAUAACCGUCAUAACAUUCUUUCUUUUAUUUUUCACUUUCACUUUUAUUUGCCUGUCAUACAUAUGUAUAAUAUUUUUUGUGAAAUUAUCCUCAAAUGAUGACAAAAGAAAAAUGGGCAGCACUUGUUUGAGUCACUUGAUCGUGGUAACGUGUUACUAUUGUCCAUUAUUCAUCCGCAUUGUCUUGACCAGGUUAGGUGUGGUAUUAACUCUUGAGGAAUGGCAUGGAUUAAUGAUCGGAGCCAUCCUUGGUCCAUCUCUUGUAAAUCCUUUUGUGUACUGUCUUAGGACAAAAGAAAUGAAAUAUAAGAUCUUUAAGAUAUUCAAACAAGUUUAGACAUUUCAGUAGAUUCUUGUGAACUGUGAAUUAACUUUAUGGAAAACGUUGCACCCUUUGCUGGUGUAAGUAUUAUACUAAAAUGAUUGAAUAUAUUUAUCCAUGCAUUUUCUACACUGUUUAUCCUGUUCAGGGUUGUAAGGGGCAGGAGCCUACUCCAGAAAACAUUGGGUGAGAUGCAGCAAACACCCUGGGCAGGUCAGCAAUCUAUAGAAAAACACAUUCACAUUCGCAUUCACACGUACAGUACCAGCAAUUUAGAG